Messenger RNA from Onychomys torridus (southern grasshopper mouse), 3303 nucleotides. It is a transcript of the gene Chek1, whose product is annotated as checkpoint kinase 1. Bases 302 to 1855 code for a protein of 517 amino acids. Gene Ontology annotation, biological process: mitotic G2 DNA damage checkpoint signaling; protein phosphorylation. Gene Ontology annotation, molecular function: protein serine/threonine kinase activity; ATP binding. The record is from RefSeq and is a predicted model, not a curated record. The transcript has 12 exons. Lineage: Eukaryota; Metazoa; Chordata; Mammalia; Rodentia; Cricetidae. Gene Ontology annotation, cellular component: nucleus; cytoplasm; site of double-strand break.
GACACGUGCCGUUGGGGUGGGAAUUGGAAGUGAGCGGGUGGGAGGAGGGGCUGCUCUGGUAGUAAUUACGGUAGUUACUCACACCUGUCCUGCUACUCCCCCCGACCCCCCAACCCCGGGUCUCCCUGCCCGCAACUCCUACUCCUCCCGGUCAUUCACCGGGAAGCCUUUGUCUCCCAGCCUCCGAUCCAAGCAAGUGUUCAGACUUGCAUAAAUGCGGAGGACAAAACGUGGCUGAACAGGGAUCGUGAUAUAUAGGACAAAAUGCCUAAAUUUAAGAUUGUGACUUGGGUAAAUAGGGAUGAGAUGUAAGGGGAAACCACCGUCGUGCGGAAUCAGUGGCACUGCGAGCGAUGAGAGUUUACACUCAUCCCCGGUAUUUUCUGGGAUCCUGCAUUUUACAGCCGCUGCGCUUGGAGUCAUGGCAGUGCCUUUUGUGGAAGACUGGGACUUGGUGCAAACUCUGGGAGAAGGUGCCUACGGAGAAGUUCAACUUGCUGUGAAUAGAAUAACUGAAGAAGCUGUUGCAGUGAAGAUUGUAGACAUGAAGCGGGCCAUAGACUGUCCAGAAAAUAUUAAGAAAGAGAUCUGCAUCAAUAAAAUGUUAAAUCAUGAGAAUGUAGUGAAAUUCUAUGGCCACAGGAGGGAAGGCAAUAUCCAGUAUCUCUUUCUGGAGUACUGUAGUGGAGGAGAGCUUUUUGAUAGAAUAGAGCCAGACAUAGGCAUGCCUGAACAAGAUGCUCAGAGGUUCUUCCAUCAACUUAUGGCAGGGGUGGUUUAUCUGCAUGGAAUUGGAAUAACUCACAGGGAUAUUAAACCAGAAAACCUCCUCUUGGAUGAAAGGGAUAACCUCAAAAUCUCUGACUUUGGCUUGGCGACAGUAUUUCGGCAUAAUAAUCGUGAACGCUUACUAAACAAGAUGUGUGGUACUUUACCUUAUGUUGCUCCAGAGCUUCUAAAGAGAAAAGAAUUUCAUGCAGAACCAGUUGAUGUUUGGUCCUGUGGAAUAGUACUUACUGCAAUGUUGGCUGGAGAGUUGCCGUGGGACCAGCCCAGUGACAGCUGUCAGGAAUAUUCUGAUUGGAAAGAAAAAAAAACCUAUCUCAAUCCUUGGAAAAAAAUUGAUUCUGCUCCUCUGGCUUUGCUUCAUAAAAUUCUAGUUGAGAAUCCAUCAGCAAGGAUUACCAUCCCAGACAUUAAAAAAGAUAGAUGGUACAACAAAUCAUUUAACAGAGGUGCAAAGAGGCCCCGAGCCACUUCAGGUGGUAUGUCAGAGUCUUCUAGUGGAUUCUCUAAGCACAUUCAUUCCAAUUUGGACUUUUCUCCCGUAAAUAGUGCUUCCAGUGAAGAAAAUGUGAAGUUCUCUAGUUCCCAGCCAGAGCCCCGGACAGGGCUGUCCUUGUGGGACACUGGUGGCUCCUCCUCUGUUGACAAACUGGUACAAGGCAUCAGCUUUUCACAGCCUACGUGUCCUGAUCACAUGCUUGUAAGCAGUCAGUUACUUGGGACCCCUGGGUCCUCACAGAACCCCUGGCAGCGCUUGGUCAAAAGAAUGACACGCUUCUUCACCAAAUUGGAUGCAGACAAAUCUUACCAGUGCCUGAAAGAGACCUUUGAGAAGUUGGGCUAUCAGUGGAAGAAGAGUUGUAUGAAUCAGGUCACUGUAUCAACAACUGAUAGAAGAAACAAUAAGUUGAUUUUCAAAAUAAAUUUGGUAGAAAUGGAUGAAAAGAUACUGGUUGACUUUCGGCUUUCUAAGGGCGAUGGAUUAGAGUUCAAGAGACACUUCCUGAAGAUUAAAGGGAAGCUCAGUGAUGUUGUUAGCAGCCAGAAGGUUUGGUUUCCUGUUACAUGAUGAAGCUGUCAGCUCUGGAGACUCCUGGUGACUAUAGUGCUGCUAUGUUGACAUUAUUCUUCCUAGAGAAGAUUACCCUGUUCUGCAAACUGCAAACAAUAGUUUUUGAAGAGUUCUCUUCCUGUUAUCCAAACAUCUUCCAAUUCUGAGUAUGUUUUGCAUACAAAUAAUACUGUACUUUAAUUGCAUGUAAUACUUUGGGGAAAGAAUGGAUCAAAUUCAUUAGGUAUUUCUCCAGCUGUGUUUAAAUGGUCUGAAUUUGAAACCUAUCUGGUAGAAACCAACUUUUGGGAUAUGUGAGUUUGCAAGCUUUUAUACCAAUGUAGUAUGACUUCUGAAAAAAAAAAUGAGAACAUUUUAUUUCAUUCUAAGAAAACAUAUUUCUCAUCUGCUAUUUAAUUGUAAGGAUAAAUAAACAAAGACUAUGUACAGCUGAUUGAUUCAUGAAGUGAGCCUGCUACAAAGACUGUGUCCCAAGAUAUGUGCUGUAUUUUCAGUUUGGGUGUGUGCGCUGCACAAGGGCUCAACCAGUUCUAGAAAACUGUUCUUGAGUUGUAAUGAUUAAAAUGACAAGCUUUUUUGUGUGUAUGUGUGUGUUCCUGGUGUCAAAUAUAAAGUACUGGUUGGUCUUUGAAGAAGUUGAACGUAAGCUUUUGUGCUUAUCUUACUUUAAAUUACACACUUGAAUACUUUUUUACAUUCACAGUCAUAUUUUAACUCUAGAAAUAAAUUCUAUUUUUAAAAUCAAUCCCUAACAGUGAACUUAUUGGCCAUCAAGUUUCUAGAUAACACUGACUAAAAGGGGGUGGGGAGGAGUGGGUAAGGAAACACAAGAAUAGACCUGAUUCUUGUUCCUUGCCUUUUACACUCACUAAAACCUUGUUUUGUUCAUAAAAUUUAUACUAAAAUAUGAAUUAUAUGAUUGGGGUCGUGUAUUCCUUUUUGUAGACAAAUUACAAUGUUAAUUAGUCUGAAGCUAAGAACACUUACCAUUUUAUGGCUGAAGUUUAUUACAUGUUGGUGUAUGCUGCCAUACUUAUCUCUCCUGUACUCAGAAGUAAACCUGAACCUUAUAGUCGGUCUCUUGUUUUUCACAUUGUAGUACCACUGGUUAAAAUCAGUCGUUUUUUAAAAGAUUGUUACUUAUUCCUUGGUAGUUUAUUUUCUAGAAAAGUUGUCAGAAUGAUCCUUCUAAAGUGUAAUUCAGACCCCUGCCCUACUCCCAAUAGUUACAACUUUCAUCAUAGUUAAAAUUCCAAGUUUGGUCUGAGCUGUGUAGUUCUAGGUGACUGUCUUUUUCAUCUGAUAGGAUGUAGUACUGUCUCCAGAGCCUGUUUCUAAUUUGACUCACUGAUUUCCUGCCAGCCCUUCACACCCACCAUUUUGCCUUUUGUCUCCAUGAAUUUGAAUACUCCUGUAUUCUACAUAAAUAGAAUUGUAUAUUUGUU